UUUUUUCUCUCAAUCUUGAUUCUUGCAAAACCCUAAUUUUCUUGGAAACCAAACACGGACCCACGAUGACGAGCGCCUCACGGGGCUGCACCGGUUGCCGUAGCAAUUCCUUCGAGCGUGACGACGUGAGGUGUCACCUGAUCUGCUCGGCAUGCGGGCUCAUCCAGGACUACGACGGCUACGACGCGCAGCUCGGCGGCAUCAACGGUCCGGAGGGCACCUUCGUCCGCGUCGGCACCGCAGGUACGGGCACUGUUUACACUUACAAACAGAGGAAAGUCUUCGGGGCCCAAAAACUCAUGGACGAGCUCAUCGGUAGGCUAGGCUUGUCCGAUUCCCCAAAAGCCGACCACGUUAAAACCAUGGUCGCCAAUAUAACCGAGAAGGAAUUCGGAGAGGGCAAUUGGUUCCCAAUCUUAAUCGGCGCUUGCGCCUAUGUAGUUAUGCGAAAAGAUAACAAACCGUUGCCGAUUGCCGAGGUGGCCUCGGUCAUCUGCUCCGAUAUCUACGAGUUAGGUAGAAUGGUGGCGCGUGUAGUCGAUUUCUUGGAUCUGAAAGGGCCGGAGAAGUUUCCUGAGUUCGAUAUUGUAUGGUCGUUCAAACGGGCGGUGAGGAAUAGCUCGACCCUUUCGAGCGUAGAGUCUGAUACGUUGGAGAUAAUGAGAAAACAGGGGAUUUUUUUGAUACAGUGUGCUGUAAAGUGGUUCUUGACGACAGGGCGGAGGCCAAUGCCGGUGGUGGCAGCAGUGCUGGCUCUGGUGGCGGAGUUGAAUGGGGUGAAUAUGGGGAUUGAGGACGCGGCGAAGGAGGUUCACGCCAAUGUUUCGACGAGUAGGUUGAGGUAUAGGGAGUUUUUGGAGAAGCUGGUGAAGGUGGCUGGGGUUUUGCCUUGGGGUGAAGAUGUCACAGUCAAGAAUGUGGUCAAGAGUGCGCCAUUUGUGAUUGAGUAUAUGGAGAGGAAGUCAAUGGAGAUGCCCGAUAGCAAGAAGAGGAAGAAAGUAGAUGGUGUUAUUGGGGUUGAUUUGGGAGAUGUGGUUAGCGAGUGUUUGAGGAAAGAUGUUGAGUACGGGACUGAUGGGUAUGGUGUGGAGGGUGAUUCUAAAUGUUUUGAGGUUGAACAAAAUGGUGGGAUUGUGAGAGCAGGGGAUGAUGAUGAUGAUUCGGAUAGGAUGAAGCUCUCACAUGAAUCCUUAUCCUUGAUGUACGAAGAAUUUUUGGAUAAGAUGCGUCACAAAAAAUCCACAGAAGGGAGUGCUGAGAUUCGUGGAAAGAAGAGGAUAGGAUUUAAGCAUCAUGCAUGUAUGGAUUGGUGGAAUGGGAAAUCAGACCUGAGCAAAAAGCUUUUACUGAAGCAAAUAUUGGAGAAAGAUGUAGGAUUGGAUCCUCUGCCCCCAUCUUUUGUUACUGGUUGUAGGGUUUAUACGAGGAGGAGAGAAAAGAUAAAUGCUGCUAAAGCACGGAUUAAUAGAGUUAUGCAUCCAUCAAGAACCGAUUUGGGUGAGAGCGGUGAUAGUUGCUCUUUUGAUUCUGUACAUGCCAAGAAGAAGAGAAAUCGAAGACAAGCUAAUGAUAUUGAUUGGGAAGAUUUUAUUAUUGAAACUCUCCUCCUCCAUGAAGUGAAAGAGGAGGAAAUUGAGAAGGGGCAUUACAAUACCUUGCUCGACUUGCAUGUGUUUAACAGUGGAGUUUUGCCAGAGGUUCUGCCAUGGAAGGCAAAAUAGUUGGAAUGUACUUGCUUGCCUGUGUGACUGCAUGAUCAAAUACAUUUUUUCGGCAGCUCUUUUGUUCAAGCAUCUACUGCAAGAAGAAAUUCCGAAUUUUUUUUAUUUUAUGUUAUGUAAAUUCUUGUACAUUCUGCAAUCAUUUUUGUUAGGAGUUUGCCAUAUAAAUGGUGAUAUACACUUGUUCUUCCUAUAUAUAUAUAUCCCAAUCUGUUC
This is a messenger RNA of Corylus avellana, 1937 nucleotides long. RefSeq names its product POLLEN-EXPRESSED TRANSCRIPTION FACTOR 2. NCBI's taxonomy places the organism in Eukaryota, Viridiplantae, Streptophyta, Magnoliopsida, Fagales, Betulaceae. The record is from RefSeq and is a predicted model, not a curated record.